Hyaena hyaena (striped hyena) is the source of this 3655-nucleotide messenger RNA. RefSeq names its product three prime repair exonuclease 2. Gene Ontology annotation, molecular function: 3'-5'-DNA exonuclease activity; microtubule minus-end binding; nucleic acid binding. The transcript has 10 exons. Gene Ontology annotation, cellular component: cytoplasm; HAUS complex. Bases 1 to 1095 code for a protein of 364 amino acids. Gene Ontology annotation, biological process: centrosome cycle; DNA catabolic process; spindle assembly. The record is from RefSeq and is a predicted model, not a curated record. NCBI's taxonomy places the organism in Eukaryota, Metazoa, Chordata, Mammalia, Carnivora, Hyaenidae.
AUGGCUGGGCUAGGUGCGGGCGGCGACUGCGGCUGCUACCGGGACGAAGGUGAAGACGACGUGCUCAAGGCGGCCGUGGAGGUGUUCGGGAAGCUAAAGGACCUCAAUUGCCCGGUGCUGGAGGGUCUUUAUAUCACAGAACCCAAAACCAUUCAGGAACUGCUGUGCAGUCCCUCGAAGUACCGCUUGGAAAUCCUGGAGUGGAUGUGUAUUCGGGUCUGCCCCUCCUGGCAGGAGAAGUUCAGCACACUACAGGGGGCCCCAGUCGAGGUGAAGAUCCAAGAGAUGGUGAGACUAGGCCAGGAGCUGAUGCUGUGUGGACUGGAUGACCAGGACCUCCUAAAGGGCCGGGCCUGUGCCCAGAAGCAGUUGCGCUUCAUGAACCAGCUGCUGGAUAGCGUCCAGAGCCUGACUGCCGCAUGCUUCAGCUGCUCCAGCAGUGUGAAGGAGCAGUUAGAGGACACCAGAGAGAAGAACGAGGCGCUUCUGGGGGAGCUCUUCUCCGGCCCCCGCCUGCAGACCCUCCUGAGUCCCGAGUGUGAGCCAUGGCCCCUGGACGUUCAGCCCUUCCUCGGGCAGCAAAACAGUGACUGGCAGAGGGCCUGUUCCUCUGUUGAGCUGGAGGAGGAGAAGGUGAUGGAGCUGGCCAGGCAGCUGCAGGAGAGUGUCGCCAAGCUGCAGGCGCUCAGGGUGGAGCACAAGCAAGACGGCGCCGUGAGCGGGGCCGACACCAGCACCCUGGACCAGAAGCUGCGCUUGGUCAUCUCUGACUUCCACCAGCUCGUUGUGGCUUUCCUCCAAGUCUACGACGACGAGCUGGGUGAGUGCUGCCGGCGCCCAGGCCCCUACCUCCACCCGUGUGGCCCCAUCGUCCAGGCCGUGUACCAGACCCUCACUUCGUGCAGCCAACUGCUGAGAGCUGUCAUGGAGGUCGCCGACACCUCAGCAGAAGCCGUGGAGAUGGCGAAGCGGCAGCAGGCCGAGCCCGUCUGGUGGAGCAGCAGCAGCAGCGCCCUCAUGAGUCUAGCCACAAAAAUGGAGGAACUAACUGAGAAAUACAAGAUCUUCAAUGACAGUCUGAAAGACGUGCAGUAGUCUGGGGGCAGGAAGCUCUGCCCUGAGGAGCAGGGGGGUGGGGGCGGGGGUGGCGCAGGGCCAGCCCCGACAGGAGAAGCAGUCACAGCCCCGUGCUCUGCGGGAGCAGCCCUGUCAUCCGCCUGGGACAGAAGGAGGAAGAGGGCAGACUUGAGCUGGACAGAAAGGGAAGCUCGGGUUCCAAGUCCGCCUCCCGACCUCCUCCUCCUCUCUGCUGUCUGGCUGAGGCUGAGGGGGCCGGGGCUCCCCACUGCUCAGUCCGCCCUUCUCCCCGUGAUGGUGCCCCAGGUCCCGGGCUAUGGGCUUCCUGCCGUCCCAGGCGGCCUUGGCCGUGCCCUCUCCCUCCCUAUUUGCCUCAAAGCAGCUCCCAUCGCUUCUGUUCCUGCCCCUGUCCCCACCUGGUGAAACUUGGGGACACAAAGCCCCAGAAGUCUCCACCUCACUGUGGCACCCGACUGCCGCACUGCCAUCUCCACUGUGACUGGCUUCGGGGUCCCACAUGAGGACUCCCUGCAGACCGUGGGCCCAGCCUCCGGCACCCAGCGCGUCUGAAAUCGAGGGGGCGGGGCACGUGUUUCCUCCUCCCUCCCCAGGGCUCCCUGCACUGGCCUGGGAAAUUCUUGCCAGUGGCCUGACUGGUUGUCCGGGAAGCUGCUCUCUGGGCUUCCCAGGGUGACCCAGUAUCUCCCUGAGCAGUGUGCCUGUCACGGCCACCUCCCUCCCUCCAAGCAUGGGAACAGGCACAACUGGUGGGGCCUCUGCCUCCCUCAGCCCAGUGGCAGGCCGGAAGGGACUCCUGGAGGGGCCUCCCUCUAAACUCGUGGCCCACUGCGCGGGCCCACCCCGGCUGCGAAGCUCACCUGCUCCCGCGCCUCCUCUUCCUCAGCCUCCCUGAGGCUGCUCCAGACGAGGAGGCUGCUGUGGGAGGAAGGACGGCUGGGCCUAGGGUCACCAUUGCCCAGUUGCACCAGCAGCUUCACAGUCCAGGGGACUCCUGAAGGCCUGUGGGAGGCAGGCCGCGGCCAGCAUCUUGGUUGCCUCCCCGUGGCCCUGGUGGGAGGCGGGGCCCGUGGGCACCCACCACCAAGGGCUGGCAUAUCUUGCCCCAGGACGAGAUCCUCAGGAUGGUGCCACCCACUUUCUGGCCAGGAAAGGGCCUUCUUGCUCUCUACUCCUCUUGAACGUGCCCUUUACCCUUGACUGAGCCAGGUGGGCUGGGAAGGCCCUAGAGCCUGGGUUGGGUGGCGCUGGGCUUCACAUCCAGUCCCGUGCUCCUGGGGCUGGGGGUGCUGCUGAGGCAGUCUCGUACCCCCACCCCUUCGUCACUUGGUGGGGUCGCCUUGGCUCAGUUGGAGCCCGCCUGACUUGCCAGGUCGGGCUUCGCCUCUCUUCCUCCUUCCUGGCAGCCUCUGCUAAGGGUCUCUUACAUACUAUGGGUCAUUGCACCUGUGAAACAGAUGCCAUCUCCCCUUCCUGGUGGGGACGAGCUUGUGAGACGUGUGAGCCAUAGCCAGGCAGCGCGGAGGCCACCCCAAGACCACUGCGGUGACACCCAGGUCCCAUCCUGAGCGCGCCCUUCCCUUUACUGGCUGAGCCUGGCUUGUGCAAGCACCUCUUUGCCACUCCUGGGCUCACUUUACCCUCACGAGGGGCCACUGGGUCCCCUGUGACCCAGGUGGAGCGGUGCGCUGGAGAGGAAGACUUGCCCCCUUGGUGGGAGGGGCCUCAGCUCGGUUGCUGUGUCCUGGCCCUGCUCAGACUUGGAAGCAAGGCUGGAUGGAAGGCUUGCGUUUGCUCCGCGUGCCUGUGAUGACACGUUCCUCCAGCCCACGGCUCAGCUUGUGGGGAGCCUUGCGUGUGGCCCGGGAGCCUGCUUUCCAAUCUGUAAACAUGGGGCGUAUGUCUCGGCAGCUGUGCGUGAGCGAGGGGGUGGCAAGCCGGCCGCACAGGUCCUGCGGCCUUAGGCCUCCUCGUUGCCCAACAGGCGGCUGGGGGCGGGCCAUGGCCACUGAUUAAAGGCCGCCUGGAGCAGCCUGUGUGGAGACAGGUGCCCAGCAGCCCAGGAGGCCGGCCAGCACCCGCCCCAGGUAAGCCGGCCAGCAGGGUUGGCGAGGGCAGCUGCCGGGAGCCCAGACACAGGUGGCCAGGUUGGGGAAGGCACUUGUGCACAAGGGAGAAGCCAGGGGAGGCUUGGCUGCCUGUUUCCUGACAGCUGGCCCAGGGUGCUGUGCCUGAGGCUCCUAGCUAAGGUGUCUCAGUGAAAAUGCUAUCCUGCGCUGGCACAUCCCUGGUCCCUGAUGACAUGGACCUGCCGCGCUUUGCCUCUUCUGUGCCUGGAGGCAGGCAGCAGAGGCCUCUGGGCUGGGAUCUGGGCACGUCAGGCCUACCUUUUGCUGUUUACUAGCUGGUAGCAGUGAUGGUGGCCAGGGAGGGACUGGGGCACAGAAUGGAGAGGGUGACGAGGCCCUAGGAGGCCUCACCCUCGACAAAGGGGUUGGAGCAGUGGCCAUGGGGUUGGCUGUGUGUGGCUGGGCCCAGGCAUCCCCAUCACUUUGGCCCU